Messenger RNA from Mycena indigotica, 504 nucleotides. RefSeq lists its product as uncharacterized. The transcript has 2 exons. The coding region runs from base 1 to 504 and encodes 167 amino acids. The record is from RefSeq and is a predicted model, not a curated record. Lineage: Eukaryota; Fungi; Basidiomycota; Agaricomycetes; Agaricales; Mycenaceae.
AUGCCGAAGGGGCAACACAAAUGCGAUCUUUGCAAUAAACCUCUCCGCAAUCUCGCUGAAGCAAAACGAGUUCACGAUCGCACAUGCCCAGGCUUCAAGGCAUUACAUCUGCAGUCCGUAGCUCAUGUUCGACAACAUUUGGCCAACGCAGCGCGAGCUCCUUCUCCUCCUCCUCAAUUACCCAUCCAACUUCAAGCAGAGAUGGUCGAGAUUCCGGAGCCUCCACAAUAUCGUCCUAGUGGUCUGCCGAACCGCAAGCGUCGAAUCCCUGCUAAGCUACAGGACGCUGCUCCAGCGCCUCUGCCGCGAAUCAGACGUCGAGCAGGAACAGACUUCCCGGUACCGCGACCUCCAGAAGCCGAGCCCUCGCCAGAGCCAAUCCCUGAAGCUGAACCUCCAGGAUACAUUCGAACGGAAACAAACAACUUUGGGCUCUAUAAAAUGUAUCCCCGACGUCCCACGCAUGACCCAGACGGCAAACUCGACACAAUGCGGCUCAGAUAG